Messenger RNA from Melampsora larici-populina 98AG31, 2585 nucleotides. RefSeq lists its product as uncharacterized. NCBI's taxonomy places the organism in Eukaryota, Fungi, Basidiomycota, Pucciniomycetes, Pucciniales, Melampsoraceae. The transcript has 3 exons. Bases 22 to 2274 code for a protein of 750 amino acids. The record is from RefSeq and is a predicted model, not a curated record.
CUGUUCAGCAAUUAUGAGGUGAUGAGACCAUGUCUUGGUCUUCCCAAAGAAAUCAUUUUCUCGAGUUUCGGUCCGAUACAAUAUCCUCUUUCGCGGCUACUGGAAUCAAUCGUACUUUCAAGUCGUUCCUUCUCGUCUUCUCGUUUGAUCAAGGAAGGUGUACAAGAAGCCUUCAAACCUGGCUUUUCUGAAUCUUUGAAGCUCGAUAUCCUCAAGGAAAAGGUUUCAAAAAGACCUGCUGAGAAAACUCAUCGACCUAUUCCAAUUCUUGGACGUCGUACUUCAAACGCUGGUUAUGUGGCUAAGACUUUAUCUGAAGAUCCAAAGAAAAUAUCCAAAUCCGAACUUAAACGUUGGCUUAAAACUCAAUCCUUUGAUCAAUCACAAUUAGAAAUCUAUGUUACCGCUUGCAAACAAACCAGUCUGAAAAGUGCACUUCUGAUACUUGAAUCAAUACCUACGUCUAAUGAAGGAUCUGAUCGAAACAUACCCUCUAGUAUUUUGGCAGAGAUUGCUAGUAAGAGAAUCCAAGAUCGACAACAAUUGGACGAUCUUUUGAUUCUCUUGGGUCAUCGUAUUGCAAUCGAGGAAGAUGUCAUGAUAGUUUCACAUUUGUUAAACGGUGCAGUGCAAGCUAGUUUAUCGGUUGGACAUCUUGUUGCUUCAACUGAACUUGUGGAAUACUCUACACGCUAUGCUUCCGAAAUAGCUAGAGUCGAAGUCGAAAAAACCAAUACACAAAGCGCUAAUGAUGAUGAUUCAAAACAUGGAGUAGCGCAGGAUCCGUCGCUUGCGAUAAGACCUUUGCUUGCUUGUAUUGCAGCUCUGAUGAACCGACCAGUAUCUCAGAGUCACGGACCCACAUGCAAACUUAUCACUAUACUGAUCAAGCAUACAAUCGAUCUCUGCGGUAGUCUAGAAUCGGUGUUCGGUCGACUUUCUAAACCGAACAUUCAUUUACUAAGUCGAGCGAUCAUUAGUUCUAUGCUUUCUCCGGAUGGACACCCUUUCAAGUUACCGGAGAUUAACCUUUUAUUGAGACAAAAGCUUCCACCUUCGACGCUUCGAUUAGGCAUGACUUGUAUGAUUCAGGCUGGACGUAGAGAUCAGGCCGAUCGAUUCGAACGACGUCUGCUCGAUCACGGCAAUCAACCUGAAGAUUUACCCUUCAAGUACCAACUGAAUCACGCUUUGAAAUUUCAUCAUCUUCCCAAAUUAGCCUUACGAGUAUGGGAACACGUCACUCAUAUUGGGAUGCGACCAGAUGCUGCUGCUCUUCAAGUGGUUAUGACCGUACUGAUUGAUUUAGAUCGAUCUCAUGAAGCUGUCUAUCUAUUUCGACAACAUUCAAGACCUGGCAAUGAUCAUCAACCACCCAUUGUUGGUAGUUCUUCAGGUAACAUUCAGGUUUUAGCUACCUAUGCGAGGGCAUUAGACCUAGCAGGUCAUCAUUCCGACGUUUAUCAUCUAUGGAAGACUCUAAAAUCUGAUUGGAAUCUGGAACCGGAUGAACGAAUCUUUGGAGCUUUGAUCUCAUCAGCUCGUAAACUCGCUCUCGCUUCGGUUUCCGAGCCAUCUAACAAUAUGUUACAAGUAUCAUCUGAUCAUCUAAGUGAUAGGCCACAAAGGGAAACGAGUGAUGAUUGGGAUGGUAGACCGGCUGCUGAAGUAGCCAUCAGAUUAUUUUGGUCAAUCUUAUAUCAAAAUUGGCCUAAUAUUGCUCAAACUGUUUCGGCUCCAUUAAGGACAGCUUCAAUUUGGAAUGGAGUAGGAGUUCAUGAGUUAUUUCUAAGUCGUGUCAGAGGUCUUAGUCCACCUAGUCAUUCAGCUCAAUCACGUAACCAAACAACAAAAUCUAUAGAAAAAUUAUCAACAGCAGAAACAGUGAUUCCUUCAUUACAAUAUUCACUAGAUUGGCCCAUGUUGAUACCUACACGUUAUAGUUUUAGAGAUCAAAUUGAAUUACUUGGGAUCUGUAAUCAAUCACAUUAUAUACCAUUACUUUUAGGAUGGAUGAAAGCCUUGAAAAUCAAACCAGAUCAAGAUUUAAUUCUUAGAGGAUAUUAUUGGAUUUAUCAAAUCUCAUCACCAAUUCAAAAUAGAUUAAAUUCAUUAGAUUUGUUUAUUGAAGAUUGGAUUCAAGAAUUUGAUGGAUUGAAAGUCGUUGUUCCUACGGAUCGAAUGAUGGAAUUACAUUAUCUUGAUAGGUUUAAAUGGAAAGCUGGAUUCUUUAAUGGUAGGACUAAAGUAGGUGAUUGGAUUAAAGAUAAAUGAUGAACUUUUUGAGUCUUACGACGCAGUUAUUGAAGAGUUUAAACUCUACAGAUAUAGAUGGAUAGAUAUUUGUAUUUGAGUGAUUGUAGGAUCUCAUUGACUUUGGACUUUUAAGCUAUUGAAGUUUAUCUCUUCAUAGAAGCUUGCAAAUUGAUUGUCUUUUUCUGCGUGAUGGGUGUUUGUAAUUGUGAAUCUUCUUCCCUUUUUUCAAGUGCUUCUUGUUGCAGGAGAUUUACACCAGAACAUAGACAUACCACAAUUAAAGUGAAAUUGGUAGGACCUUGAGUGAUUCUGAAAUUUUCCAGUUGAUC